Messenger RNA from Psilocybe cubensis, 1275 nucleotides. RefSeq lists its product as uncharacterized. The transcript has a single exon. The record is from RefSeq and is a predicted model, not a curated record. NCBI's taxonomy places the organism in Eukaryota, Fungi, Basidiomycota, Agaricomycetes, Agaricales, Agrocybaceae. Gene Ontology annotation, molecular function: metallopeptidase activity. Gene Ontology annotation, biological process: proteolysis. The coding region runs from base 1 to 1275 and encodes 424 amino acids.
AUGCAGCGGGCAGCCGCUGCUUCCGUUACUCUUACAGGAAACAGGAAAAAUGGAUUAUCAUCACAUGCCAUCGACGAUGAAAUAGCGCCGUCAACUUUCCCUGCACCCCUUAUCUUGCCCAAUGACGACCUCUCAAACGAUCCCAGAUGCCCUCCGCAAAGUUUUCGAUCAUGGACAAGGGAAAAGAAUCGCAACAAGGUAACCCCACAGAGGAAUGUACUCUACGUGGCAUACCCUCCAGAAGUUGACUCAGACGUCGGUUACAUCCAAACAUGGUGUAAUCCCAAUCCCAAUAAAACGUCAAUGUCAGGGACCUGCUCAGCCCCAAAAAUUGAUGAUGUUGUCCUCUAUCUCGGAGCGUUCUACCAUGGCAUGCAGGUUAAAUCGCUACCCACGAAGCUGCGGUUCACAAGUUGGGAGGAUGAUCCCCCGAAAUUGAAGCGAGCUUCUUCAAAAAUGAAAACAAAAAUACCCACCCGAAUUGGAUUAGCGUGUCAAACCGAAUGCAUUGGCAUCCGCGCUCGCCCUUCUCCAGAUGAUGUUUACCCAGCUCAGCUCAAUCUCGACGACAUACUAGAGGCAGCCAUUGAGAUACUUCCAGAGGAUGCAUACGCCAUCCUUCUACUCGUCAACCAUGAUUUGUACGAGGAUGACGACGACGAGUUUGUGUGCGGGCGCGCGUACGGUGCAAGUCGUAUUUCCGUCAUAUCUACAGCAAGGUAUAACCCAGCAUUGGAUGGUAUCCAGGAAGUAGAACGGGAACACGCUUGGCCGGCUUCACACUGCCAAUCAUACAUCAUGAAAUGCAUCGAUGCCUCAGAUUCAACAAAGCGCCCAAAGAAAAAGUCCAAGGUCGACUCUGACUUGAAUGUACAAGACGACCAGAACGCCACGUCACCGAUGCGCGCGGCUCUUUUGGCGUACGUUAACACACCUCCCCUCACCAAUAGUUCACCACAGGACAUCAUCACAGGCACCUGGCUGGCGCGAGUCUGUCGUACGUCAAGCCAUGAGCUAGGGCACUGCUUUGGAAUGGACCACUGCGUGUACUAUGCGUGCAUCAUGCAAGGAAGUGGCACUGUGAUCGAGGACGUCAGACAGCCUCCAUAUCUGUGUCCGGUGGAUUUGGCCAAGCUUCUAAAAGCGUGUGGUACAACAGAGGAAGCACAGCUAGGAGCGCUAUUGGUCUUUUGCGAGCGUUUCCCAAAGGUGCAGUUAUUCAUGGCAUUUGCUGCUUGGAUCCGUGCGAAGAGGUUGAUAGAUGGGGGGCCAUAG